This is a messenger RNA of Rhincodon typus (whale shark), 1664 nucleotides long. RefSeq names its product cerebellin 1 precursor (gene cbln1). Gene Ontology annotation, cellular component: synaptic cleft; glutamatergic synapse. The transcript has 3 exons. Bases 293 to 862 code for a protein of 189 amino acids. Lineage: Eukaryota; Metazoa; Chordata; Chondrichthyes; Orectolobiformes; Rhincodontidae. The record is from RefSeq and is a predicted model, not a curated record. Gene Ontology annotation, molecular function: protein binding.
GCGCUAUGUAUUCAUUUGUGCGUCUUCUUGUCAGGGCCCCUUCUUACACUUCAGGGGUCAUUUAAUUCCAGCUAUAAACGAAGAAAGCGAGAGGGAGAGGCAAGCACAAAGCCAGAAGAAGGUGAGCUUGCAGAAAAUAAUAAAGCAACAUUUGAAAGAAAGAAAAAGCGCACACAUACACACAAAGAAGGGGAUAAAUCAGAGAAACUCUCAAGGAGAAGCGACGAAAAGCUGGAUUCGAUCAGGAGAUAAGGAGCAAGCAGCACCUUGUGGAAGUCGGCGGUCGCUCGUCAUGUUGGAGUUGCUGUUCGGUUUGGUUUGGUUUGCGGGACUCGUGUGCGGCCAGAAUGAGACAGAGCCCAUCGUCCUGGAGGGCAAGUGCCUGGUGGUUUGUGACUCGAAUCCCACCUCGGAUCCUACAGGGACUGCACUCGGGAUUUCCGUGCGAUCCGGCAGCGCCAAGGUGGCUUUCUCGGUGAUCAGGAGCACCAACCACGAGCCCUCCGAGAUGAGCAACAGGACCAUGAUCAUAUACUUUGACAAUAUACUAGUGAAUGUGGGUUCUAAUUUUGACUCGGAGAGGAGCACCUUCAUAGCGCCACGGAAAGGAAUUUACAGUUUUAACUUUCACGUCGUAAAAGUGUAUAACCGGCAAACGAUCCAGGUGAGCCUGAUGCUGAAUGGAUGGCCGUUGAUUUCAGCCUUUGCAGGAGAUCAGGAUGUGACAAGAGAGGCUGCUAGCAACGGAGUGUUGACCCAGAUGGAAAAGGGAGACCGAGCCUAUCUUAAAUUAGAACGAGGAAACCUAAUGGGAGGGUGGAAAUACUCAACUUUUUCCGGAUUCCUGGUGUUUCCGCUUUAAGUGAAAACAACGUUGUUUUUCCUGAACCCUAUACUGUCACAGGAGGGUUAAUAACUUUUUAUUUCCCCAACAGCGCAAAUGCGUCCCAGAGCUAGACAGAAAAAUUAAAGGGACAGUAUCCCAUUUGGUAGUCUGUAUUUAUAAGCAACUAAGUCAAUGCAUUUCAACUCAUUCAGAAUAUAUCACAUAUUUCAUAUACGAACUAGAUCGACGGUCACUUUUUUUAAAAUUAGUAUGUGAAACAGUUACCACUACAAAAUACAUUGGAUGUUUUUCGUUUUAGAAAUGGAAGGUUUUAUUUUAGAAAGUACAAUCCUGUAACUUAAUUUUCACAGCAUUAGCUUUACAGCCUGGAUAGGCUGCCAAAUCGAGAAUACUGUCUAAUACGUUUGUCAGGAACAGCUCUGUUAGGUCUGGUUGCCAAAACGAUACUAUCUCUUCAAAAGUGUAUGAAAGCAGAACAAAUGCUUACCUGUGCCUGUAUAUGUCUGCUAUGCGGAAUUUUAGAGACGGUUGCAGCCCCAAACGCAGCAUAUAUUCUAUUUCUUUAUUCGCCCUUGUAUUUCUACACCCUAUAGAUACAGUGUUAUCAAUUCCGUUACAGAAGGUUAACAGUCUAUAUAACCAAGCAUAAACCUUAUAACGGAAUUCUGGUGAUUUUGAUCUAGCCAAACAAGGGCGGUUAGUUGUGUUUCAGUAUUUCGGUGUAUCCUGGGUUUAUUCUGUGGAGGCUGCUAUGCGUUCUGAUGCAUAUCUGUCGUUUUUGUUCCAGUAUAAUGUGGCCAUAUUGAACGGCAGAAAU